GCCGCGGAGCCGCAGGCUUCUGGGGGUCCUCGGCCCCCAGUGUGUCUGCUGGUGCUGGGAAUGGCGGGAUCCGGGAAAACUACCUUUGUGCAGAGGCUUACGGGACACCUGCAUAGCAAAGGCUCCCCACCUUAUGUGAUCAACCUGGACCCAGCUGUGCAUGAAGUCCCCUUUCCUGCCAACAUUGAUAUUCGUGACACUGUGAAGUAUAAAGAAGUCAUGAAACAAUAUGGACUUGGGCCCAAUGGUGGCAUAGUGACCUCACUCAAUCUCUUUGCUACCAGAUUUGAUCAGGUAAUGAAAUUUAUCGAGAAGGCCCAGAACAUGUCUAAAUAUGUCUUGAUUGACACACCCGGACAGAUUGAAGUAUUUACCUGGUCAGCUUCUGGCACAAUCAUCACUGAGGCCCUGGCAUCCUCAUUUCCAACAAUUGUCAUAUAUGUAAUGGACACAUCACGAAGUACCAACCCUGUGACCUUCAUGUCCAAUAUGCUCUAUGCCUGCAGCAUCUUGUACAAAACCAAGCUGCCUUUCAUUGUGGUCAUGAAUAAAACUGACAUCAUUGAUCACAGCUUUGCAGUGGAAUGGAUGCAGGAUUUUGAGGCUUUCCAAGAUGCCUUGAAUCAAGAGACUACCUACGUCAGUAACCUGACUCGUUCAAUGAGCCUGGUGUUAGAUGAGUUUUACAGCUCACUCAGGGUGGUGGGUGUCUCUGCUGUUCUGGGUACUGGCUUAGAUGAACUCUUUGUUCAAGUCACCAGUGCUGCAGAAGAAUAUGAAAGGGAGUAUCGUCCUGAAUAUGAACGUUUGAAGAAAUCACUGGCUAGUGCACAGAGCCAACAGCAGAAAGAACAACUGGAACGCCUUCAGAAAGAUAUGGGCUCCGUAGCCUUGGACACGGGAACUGCAAAAGAUAGCUUAUCUCCUGUGCUGGACCCUUCUCAAUUGAUCCUGACUCGAGGAACCUUGGAUGAAGAGGAUGAGGAAGCAGAGAGUGAUACUGAUGACAUUGACCACAGAGUUACAGAGGAAAGCCGUGAAGAGCCAGCAUUCCAGAAUUUUAUGCAAGAAUCAAUGGCACAAUACUGGAAGAGAAACAACCAAUAGGACAUUUUAGGAAACUUCACUUGUUUCUAGAAGUCCAAAAUUUUGGAGCUCCAUGUGAAAGAACUAUCCUUACCUCUGAUAGGGGGCUACUAUAAAGGUUAAUUUUCUUCAGAGUAGCAGAGUUUCUUAUUAGGGAAAUCUCCUGACUCCGUUGAAGUCAGUGAUAGAAGACCCUUGGAUCUGACUCUGUCUUGGCUGUUCCACUGUACGUAUGCAAGUACAGAUAAUAUUGACUGUUCUAGGAAGCUAAUAUCCCUUCAGGCCUACAACUUCAAGUUUUAUUAUAUGAACUCAAGUACUUUUGCUGCCGAUGGAUAGAAUAGAGAACUUACUCUCCCGGUGACCACUUCAAAUCUCUAUUAUAGGCUGGAUAUAUAUAGCCUCUACUUCCUCCGCAUCUUGCCCUUGACUCUGUACCAUGAGUUACCCUUCUAUUAGCAGAAAGGGAGAGGGAAAAUUUGAGCUUGUCCAGAGUGGCAGUGGAGUCUCCUUAGCAACCAUUCAAUGUUGGUAUGAAAUAUACCUCACACUGGGUAGCUCACCAUAGGACACCAGGUUUGUUGAAGAAAGUGGGCAAAAAAAACUUAUGAGUAAGAAUCCUGUCUCAAUGGUGACUUGGGUAAAGAGUUUUUAGCUUUGUUGUAAGCCUGCCUGUCAUGAUUUCAAAUUAGAAAUUAUGUAAAUCACAAACAGGUUCAUUUCUCCCAUUCAACAGAGAGGCUUAAAGCCACGUGUCCAAA
Messenger RNA from Galeopterus variegatus (Sunda flying lemur), 1847 nucleotides. RefSeq names its product GPN-loop GTPase 1 (gene GPN1). The record is from RefSeq and is a predicted model, not a curated record. Gene Ontology annotation, molecular function: GTPase activity; ATP hydrolysis activity. The annotation marks the transcript as partial. Lineage: Eukaryota; Metazoa; Chordata; Mammalia; Dermoptera; Cynocephalidae. The transcript has 14 exons.